Messenger RNA from Coregonus sp. 'balchen', 14982 nucleotides. Lineage: Eukaryota; Metazoa; Chordata; Actinopteri; Salmoniformes; Salmonidae. The record is from the annotation of a GenBank genome assembly.
GAGGGGUGGGCAAAGGUGGCGAAAGAGGAGAGGAGCCCGGAUCCUUGCAGGGUGGGCAGCAACAGUCCAUGCACGGCGCUGGCCACUGCAAGUGGUUCAAUGUGCGGAUGGGCUUCGGGUUUAUAUCCAUGACUAGUCGUGGGGGAACUCCCGUAGAUCCUGCUAUGGAUGUAUUUGUUCACCAAGUAAGUUAAGUUGAACCAUCUAUGGAUACAAAUAAUCAGCCAAUAGAUAGUCAAGCUGAAACCUCAUGUCUACACGAGCUGGAUACAAAUUGUCCCACUCCUAUACAGGGUGACCACACAGUGCAGGCUAUUGGAUAGUUUGUAUCUCUAUCACAUGUCUCUGAGACACAUGCACAUUGUUGAGGGGCAGUGGUAACAUUGUAACACCUAAGUUGUAGCAUCAGGAGUAUCAUAGAUUCUGAGUCCUCAUGAAUGAGCUGUCAUUUAGGAUGUCUGUAGGCCUACAGGAAAUAUUUAACAUUUGGAAAAUUGUUAUAGUAAUAUAGGUUUUGCAUUGUAAAAAUGGUUGAUUGAUAGAUGUUAAUCGUCAUGUUUUAUAGACCCAGAAGACAGGAGGAAGGGCCUCUCUAUAAGAGGGGGUUUUCUGUAGCCAAAGAAAAGAUGGGUGGUGCAUGCAUGGUGGUGGUCAGGUUAACCAUGUGCUUAGAGGCCAACUUCACAACCAGGUUUUGGACAUUAUUUAACUCCUGUGUGGGCUUUAGACUGUGUAUGUUAUAGCACUGGCUUCCUUCACCAUCCUGUGCCAUUUUGCGAGAUUCUAUUGACACUUUACAGCCCAAUCAGAGCCAGAAUUCCAUCCAAUACACAAACAAAUUGCCACAUUUUAGGUGUGCUUGAUUUAGCUUGCCCAAUCCCCGUCCCGUGCAGAUCAGUUGGAUCUUGCAAUGCCAGGGUUGUGGGUUAGAUUCCCACGGGACCAGUACGAAAAUGUAUGCACUUACUACUGUAAGUUGCUCUGGAUAAGAGUGUCUGCUAAAUGACUAAAAUGUAAAUGUAGUAGGAUUUGCUUGGGCAGCAUAGGCUUGGGGAGUGGUGUGGUGGGGGACAUAGUGUAUGAUGCGAUGAGAGACUGGCUGGAGUGGAUCCUUGGUUAUGACCGCCCAUCAGUCCAUCUCAUCUCACUGUGUGUUUGGCAGGCUCCUCCUUCCUUCCAGGGCUAAUACCAGUCUUUGUUUCUUCCUCUUCCUGGUUGGUUUUUUUCCCUCAAAAUAAAAUAAAAAAUUGCUACCUACUUGUGUUCACAUGACUUCCUCCUUACAGUGAGUCAUCUGUUGAUAGAGGGACUGAAACUAGAGUAGACUGAUUUCUAUGGCCAGCUGAUGAAAUGCAUAUGACGACAGUGCAGCUAACUGCUAACCGACACUGUUGGAGCAAUACAGUUGCAGGAUGUUAUCUGUCUGUGUGCUUUUGACCACUGCUUCUGUUUGAUGUUGAAUCACUGUCUCCAUGGGCUUUCGAGACUCUGCAAUUACAAUUAAUUUUAACUGGGUACAUGAGACUGAUUUCUGGGAAUGUUUCACAAAUUUACGUGGAUUUAUAUACUGUAGGUUCCCUUGCAUAGCUUGAAUGUGACUAACAAAUGAGUAACAUGAUGCCUCUGUAGAGAGGACUGUGGAGAGACCACAUAUGGAUUUGUAGAAUGUCCUGAAGUACUGCUUCAAGUGGGGGAAUUGCUCUCUUUAAACUGGGAAUUUGUUGUAAUCUGUUGACGAUGAAACAUUUGAAGCUCAACAAAUGCCUGUGGUAUAUUCAGGAGUUAAACUAGCUGAGGCCUGACCCAGCCUGAACUCUAGGGUUUUGUCAUUUUUUCAACAUGUCUGUCCUCUCCAACCCUCUCAUUCAUAUCACGUUUCUCUCAAUCAAGCCGUCCAGUGGCAAAAGCUUCCUCCACUAUUGGAAGAGCUAGUAAAUAGACACUGUGCUGAAAAAAUUAAAUUAAAGUACUGUAUAUACCCCGCACCCCUUCCUCGUUCUCAUGUCCCUCCUUUCUCCUUGAUCUCUUUUUCUGUCUUUCCCUUCUCUUCUAUGCCCUUUUUAAUUCCCACAUUCUCCAGGCCGACUUACACCCUCCCCCAAUCGAAAACAAGCAAAAUGGCUGCUGUGCUGGGUUGGUCUGUGGUAGCCCAGAGUUUAGGUGGCUCCAGCAGGGCUAACAGAGAGCUGGGCUGAGGGCUGAGGGCUGAUGGCUCAGAUAUGUCAGGAGGAGGACAAGGUGUCUGGAGCAGAGAAUCCCAUUCCCUUUGGGAGCCUGAACCUAUAUGCUUUGACUUCUGUUGAAACUCAAAUCAGUGACUGCGAGUGACUAGUAGAAAUAUGGGCUAGAUGAGUUUUGUUGGCCUCUGUAAAGAUGAACUAGGGUUAAGUUUAGUUGCAUGUUGUUUCAUCAGGAUUCAUGAGUUAUACCGCAAUAAUUUAUGUUACUGUAAACAUAACUUUCACAGAAGUCAAAUAAUGUUUGUUUUAAUCAGUGGUAUCCCCUUUGUGUAUUAGAAAAAGUUAUUAUGUAUUGUGAACUGGGGAUAAAUUGGCUUAAUUAAUGCUGUUGUUGAGGUAACAGUAGCUGUAAAUGUAUGAAUUAAUUUUGUAAACAUUUAUUUUGGGCAAGAUCAAUGAAAAUGUAAUUAGAUGUAAAAUAGUAAAUAGUAAAAGUUGUUUUAAAAAAGUUGUUUAAGAAAAGGAAUAAAUCUCUAAUUGAGAGAUUAUUAGGAUAUUAUUUGAAUAUAUUCAAAACCUAAAUUAUCUGUGUAAUAGUAUUACCAUUAAUAUACUGUUUAUAUACUAUAUAUGCCUACUAUUUACAUUUUUAUAAUAAAAUAAUUGUGAAAUAGUAUUUGCUAUUUGGUAAUUGUGUUUUUCUUUGAUGGAUGACAUUUAUUUUUUUAAACUCAUGAACCUCAAACAAGCAAUGAUUAUUAUUUGACACAUGAAUAGAUCAUACAUACAAUUAUGUUUCUAACAAAUAAGGAAAGGGAACCAACUGUUUUAAAGUUUCACAAACAGUAAGAUAUGAUUUAGUUUUUUAUACAUAUUUUAUACCUGUAAAAAGUAUGAUUUUGUAUUUUAUAAUGGGAUAAGAGUGAUGAUAAUAGUAGGAAUUAUAAUAUAUUUGUUAUUGCAAGUUUAUAUUCAACAAAUGCAUUUUUUACACCAAAAUCCUUUGUUUCACUUGCCAUUAAAUAAUUGUAGAAACAUUUUGUGAUCUAUAUUAACUGAAUGCCUAAGAUUCCGAUGACUGAGUUCACAGAUCAUCAUGUAAGACUAAAACGGACCUUUUCUUACUGGUACUGACUUUGCUGAUAGCUGCUUUAUUGAGGAAAGUUCUACAUUUUACUCAUUUAACAGACGCUCUUAUCCAGAGCGACUUACAGUUAGUGAGUGCAUUCAUUUAAUUGUUUUCAUACUGGCCCCCCGUGGGAAUCGAACCCACAACCCUGGCGUUGCAAGCGCCAUGCUCUACCAACUGAGCUACACAGGGCUACAUUUUACUUACUACGAAUGUGAGAUGUGGUUUUCGUACCUAGCUACAUUAAGAUGAAUGCAUUAAGUGUAAGUUGCUCUGGAUAAGAGCGUCUGCUAAAAGACUAAAAUGUAAAUGUUACACCAACAUUUCCUCGUUUUCUACUUCUUAUUAACAAUAUCCUGCUCAAAGGACAGCUAUUCCCUGUCCUGUGGCUCUGUGGGUCUGUGUAAAGAUCUAAAAUUCCCUCAAAGAAGUGAAGAGAUUGUGGGUCUAUUCUGGAAAGUGUGGUGUUCUGCUGUAGUGUGCUAAAGUCAAUCUGAAUCCUUUGGUAUAGUAAGUGAACCAAUGUGCUCAGUCCACAGCGACAGACCCAGGGAAUGGCAGGGAGCAAGUGACUGUAGGGAUCAGCCAUUAGGACGGCUAUGUCAGUCUUUACCAUACAAGUAAUCUUCAAGCACAUAUUUGGAUACAUGGUAGCAAGUUAUCAAAUGUGAUGUAGAUGGAUGAAUAUGAGAUUGAUUGAGACCUAGAUGGAGAGGUGGGUUGAUUUAGUUUUGCUGCAUGUGACUAGACCAUGAGAUCCCUGUGUAACCUGUGUCCUCUUCUCCCUAUCCGGCCCCUGGCCUAUCCUCCUUCUCCUAUCCCAGAGCAAACUGCACAUGGAGGGCUUCCGCAGCCUGCGGGAGGGAGAGCCACUAGAGUUCACCUUCCAGAGGUCCCCCAGGGGCCUGGAGUCUGUACGGGUCACGGGCCCCGGGGGAGGCCCCUGCUCGGGCAGUGAGAGGAGGCAGAAACCCAAGCCCCCGGCCCCAACGCAGAAAUGGAAGCCAAAGGGAGACCGGUGAGUGUACCAUAGAAAUAGAAUUACUAGAACAGACUUUCCUUUCAAUUCAAUGUUCUGUUAUGGGUGAAAAUGGAGUGAUUAAGACCUGCUACAGCAGGGAAGGAAUUGAGACUGAGACUGGCAACAGAACAGAUAAUGAUGUUGAUGGGAAUGGGGUAGUACUGCAGUGAUCAUUAGUGGUGUAUUUGUGUGUGUGUGUGUGUGUCUGUGGGUUUGUGUGUGCAUACUUGCAUGUGUGUGUGCAUUGAUGUAAUCUAUUUAGCAGGAGCUGCAUGUUUGUAUUUACCUGUGUAUGAUUCAGAGGUUCUGUGUGGAUUAUACCUGCUGCAUUAUUUACACUAUGUAAUAGGUAAACAUUUGUAGGGGUUCUGUUGCAUGGUGUUCCUCUAGAGGUCAAAUGUACUGUAUGAUGAGUUUAGUAUUAGUAAUGAAUGUGAUUGUGCUGGACCUUUCCUGUGUGGGGCUGCAUUUCCACCCAAACUGUUAUUCUAUAGGGCUCCAGUUGCCAUGGUUUUACGGCAAUAUUGUAUGACGUCGGUCUAGUCAGUCUAAGUGCUACUAUUUCUGUGAUGGUUGGUUUUGAGGCUCUACUGCUGGCUGCUAUUUGCUUUGAAUACAGAUUUGUCCUUCACUCCACUGACAUGGAUUGGUGAUAGGAACAGCUGUUUUAACAGCUGUUUCCCAACCAGAUGCAAUGUUGUAAUGUAUAGCAAAUAUCACUUUAGACUGAAGAGGAAUUCUCAGAAACAGGCAUUCUAGUUUAUACAGGAUUGCUUUUUACUGAUCAUGUUAGGUGAUGUUAUAUUGCAUCAUGUUGUGUUAUGGUGGAUACUAAUUGUAUGUACUGAGUUAGGCCUAUGCUACAUCAAUUAUGAAAUUUAUAUAACAAUGUAUACUCGUAAUAAAGAGUAAACAACCUCUUUUUUGUGUAGACAUUUCAUCCUAAUUUCCCUCCCCAUUGUUAUAAUGUCAGAGGGAUCUUUCUUCAAAGGCAGGAAUAGAAAUAUGUUGAGGUCAGUGUGUGUUGACCUCUAACUCCUGACCUUUCUGGGUCAGUAAAAAAGCUGCUGGUUAGAUCCAAGUAGGCAGGUUAAACACAUUUAUAAACACUACAUUCCCUUUAGUAACAUCACCACCAUUUAUAUUUUUUAUUUAAUGGAUUGAUGUAUUACAGUGUUACACAGUUAAACUCUUGGCUCCCUGAUCUUAUAAACAUUGACAAUAUUUGAACAUUUUGGAAUGUACAAAUAAAUUGUGCCAACAUGUUUCUCUUCACUUGAGUUAUUGGUUGACUUGAAAGUCAAACCUCAGCUGAUUUGUUGUUCUGUGCAAGUAUUAGAAAUUAUGCAAACAUAAAAGUUGUGGGAACUAUGUAACCAUGUAUCUAAACAGUGCCUGCCUAUGUGAUUGCUAUGUUAUAAAAACAUAGAUUCUGCAACACUUGUGAAACCUUGACUACUAGCAUGGCAGUUUGUCUUGUGAAAACUGGUUAUUCGCUCUUACCAGCUAGAAUGGGAGUCUAUGUGGUGGGGGUUGGGGAGUGGAGGAGGGGGUAUUGGUAGGUAGCCUCCCAAGUAAGCGAACUAGCGUGGAUGAAACCUAAAUUCCAAUGCCCUUCCCCCUCUCCUUCCCUCCUCUCUCCUGUCCUCUCCCCCCUCGCAUGUUCUAAUUGAAGAUGCCACCGAGAGGGACCCCCUGCAAACCUCCAGCUCAGUCAUGCGAAACACUUUGUUUCCAUCUGAAAGAGUUAAAACUGCAAUAUGUAACUUUUUGGGUGACCGACCUGAAUAAUAAUAUGCCAUUUAGCAGACGCUUUUAUCCAAAGCGACUUACAGUCAUGUGUGCAUAAAUGUUUACGUAUGGGUGGUCCCGGGAAUCGAACCCACUACCCUGGCGUUACAAGCGCCAUGCUCAACCAAUUGAGCUACAGAGGACCACCUUAUACCUUAUAACAUCUGACUGCAAGUUAAUAAUGUCAUAAUGAUCCUAUCUAAUUAUGAUGUGAUAUCUAAUGAUCAGGUCUAUUGCUAAUGAAUUGGUAUGAUUUACUUUUAUAUUAACCAGUUAAUUGAAUAGCUUCCUUUUUGAGCCAGUAAAACAGACCAUGUGACAGGCCUUUGUUCCCUGUGUGGAGUCCUGCUUUGUUUUGCCCUGUCAUCAAUGUUUCGCAUUGUCAUUGUUUCCGCCCUUGAGCAGCUUCUUGGUUAUUUAUUGCAGGUCUUAGGCCUGAGUUGUUGACAUACUGCAUUUCUAUAGACAUUUGGCAGUAAGCUAUACAUAUCAGCACGUGGGCAACUUUGUUAUUAAAGCGCAUUUUAUCAGGGAAAAUAAUAAGCUAUUUAUCUAUUUGUUUGAUUUGUCUUCUCUUGAUGAGAACACAUAUGAGAAGUCUUGUAUUUGCAUUUGUCGCUUUAGCUGUUUUCUGUUAAAGGUUCAGUAUUGGUGUAUUUUAUGUGUAUUCUAUGGUGUAUUCUAUAGUGUAUUCUAUAGUGUAUAUUAUGUGUAUUCUAUGGUGUAUUCUAUAGUGUAUUUUAUGUGUAUUCUAUGGUGUAUUCUAUGUGAGAUGCUGCCAUCUAAAGGAUACAUUUGGACCAACAGAUUUUGGGAAAAUAUAAUUCAACCAAUCUAGUAAGCAUGUUAUAACUGGAUUUGUACCAUAAUGCAUUACAUUCUAGAGAAAAUGUAAUGAUAUCCCAUAUAAGUUCUAGGUAUUAUUAUUUUAUUUCAGAAUAAAUACACACUUUAAGCCCUGAAGUUGAAAGAAACUGCUUGUUUGUGAAUUGGAAUGUGACAAGAAUCUCCUCUCUCUGUGUCUCAGAUGCUAUAACUGUGGAGGACUAGACCACCAUGCCAAAGAGUGUGGCCUGCCGCCCCAGCCAAAGAAGUGCCACUACUGCCAAAGCGCGACGCACAUGGUGGCCCACUGUCCUCACCGCCCCCCCGGCCCCUUAUCUCCCGGCCGGGCCGCAGCCACUCAGGGAAGACACACUACUGUGGACCAGUAUCCCUCUACCUCCUCCACCACCUCCUACAACCCCAGUCCCAGGCAUGGAAACAGGCACUCCCAGCCCUCUCAGGACAAUUCCUCCCCCCUCAGCAAGUCCUCCAGCUCUCCGGAAGACCCGGCACAGAACCAGAGGAGUUCUGGAGGGCACCACAGGUGGAAACAAUCCUGAUCCAUCAUGGACGGAUGCCACCUCUUAGUAUUACCUCUGGUCCAAUAAAACCACCUUCCUUCAGUCUGAUCAGUCUCCUCCUCACGCAGACACAUCCUUAGCUACCUCCUGAGCAACCUCAAGCAGAUCCACAUUUCUAACCAAAUGGACAGUCAAGUAUCUAUUUGACUUCCCCAAUCCCUCCCCGACUCCCCGACUCUCCCUCUACCAAACUGUGUACAUUUUAGCUACCUCCUGGGCCAACGCAAUCCAUCUCCACAUAGAUAGACCUAUAAUCUUAGCUACCUCCUGGGCCAACUCAAUCCAUCUCCACAUAGAUAGAUCUAUAAUCUUAGCUACCUCCUGGGCCAACUCAAUCCAUCUCCCCUACCAAACUGUACCAUGAUAGCACCAUUGGAUCCAAGGGUAAAGCUUCAGCCUCAUCUACCUCAGACUGGUAGCACAAGGAUGGUCAGUCACUCUUGUGUUUCCAUCGCUGAGUCAGAUCAAAGUCAUGGACAUCCGCUCUAUUAUCUGUUGCAAUAAGAAGACAACUGGGAAUGGGACUGACACACAAACAACCAAAGCAAUCUUGUUCUUUCUUUUUUGAUCAUUUUCCUCAUCUGAACUUUAUUGUCCCAAAGCUCAGUCUACUCAAAUUCACCAUUCACCUGGAUUCACCAUUCACGUGAUCCAACGGGAAGUAUUUCUCAGAUCUUUCUCUAUUUUGGAGAACUACACAGGGCGAUUAUGAGCCUUUGUUUUCUCUGUGCAUUUUUCAUCGGUCGCCAAAGACACCCAAACAAACUUAUUAGGCUCGGUUUACCGGACACAGAUUAAGUCUAGUCUUAGACUAAAACGCCCUUUCAAUGGAGAAUCGUGAUAAGUCAUUGAACGUGCUUUUUAGUCCAGGACUAGACUAGAUCUGUGUCUGGGAAACUGUUUCUGACUAAACCAAUGCUAAUAUGAUAAUUUGUCUGUUCAAGGCAAUGAAGAAGUAGCAUAAAGUGCCUUCUCAUAUGGCCUCAUUCAUCCUCAUCAAUAAGAAUACUGAAUGUAAAUAUUAAGAUGUAUGUUGAAUGCAUUUAUAAGGAGACAUGGUUUAUGUUUCUUUUAACUUUACUCACACAAUAUCAAGACCAUACUCACUCUCCCACAGGGUACGGCUACACUGACUGACUGUUAAAAGGUAUCAUCGGAGCAGUCACUUCUUAAUGUGUGUUGACAAAUCAAACUCAAUCUAAUCAAAUGACCUUAGUAGGAAGUGUAAGAUGACAAAUAAUCAAUGAGGUGAAAUGUUUGCCUUCCACCCUUUGAUUACUGUGUGACUGAAGGGCAUAAUACUGCAUGAAACAAAGCACUGGGGCCUCCCAAGUGGCGCAGCGGUCUAACCAACGCUUUGAACAAACCGACUGUGUCAUUGCGUUUUGGUACACCAGAAGUACAUUCCUUUCCAAUGGAACGCUGUGUUUGCCUUGCAGCAUUGCGUUGCAGAGGCAGCUGCAGUGCGUUCUGUGUGGUGCAUACGUUGGAUUUAUCGAACAUAUGCGUCAAACUGUAUGCGUAAACGGGUUGACAGAAAUGGUAGCAGAAGGUGAAUGUUGAACUUUUGUUGCACACAUAUCUAGAUGAUGCUGCAUACUAUUUUGCGCAAUGACACAGUCGGUGUGUUCAAAGCGUAAGGCACUGCAUCGCAGGGUUCGAUUCCGGGCUGUAUCACAACCGGCCUAGGUCGGGAGAGGGCGGUGCACAACUGGUCCAGGUUAGGGGAGGGUUUGGCCGGGGGGGGCUUUACUUGGCUCAUCGCGCUGUAGUGAAUCCUUGUGGCGGGUCGGGCGCCUGCAGGCUGACCUCAGUCGUCAGUUCAGUGGUGUUUCCUCCGACACAUUGGUGUGGCUGGCUUCCGGGUUAAGAUGGCGGGUGUUAAGAAGCACGGUUUGGCGGGUCAUGUUUCGGAGGACGCAUGACUCGACCUUCGCCACCCGUUGGGGAGUUGCAGCGAUGAGACAAGAUCGAAAUUGGGGAGAAAAGGGGGGUAAAAAUACAAAAAAGAAACAAAGCACUGAUAUUUUGUAUAAUGCAGUUAUGAAUUGAACAUCAAGGCUCUACUAUGUUUACUGACAGUUAAUACGUGUUAUUAUCAUAGAUUGUAUAUAUAAUCAAACAUUAGCACAAACCAAACUAGAUUCCUGGAGGCCUCAAAUUUAAUAUUUUCUCUCAGGAGAUAGAAUGUUCUCAGGGAACUUACCAAAAAGUUUACCUUUCAUUUUGAGGGGAAUCAUCAUCAUAGAACUUAAUUUGUUUUUGUUUUAAGCAAACCAUGUGAUAUCGAGUUAGUGUUCAACUCUAUAGACUUAUGUACUGAUAUUAGUAACUACCUCUGAGUUCUAGGUAUACAUACUGUUAUUAUUUCCAUGUUACAUUGUAAAAGCACCUGGCCACACCUGUCUGAACCUGUGCAUUAUUGUAAGUUCAUACCACCAUCUAGUGGUCAGUUCGGGUAAUUUAUAUUCUGUUUACCUUAUGGUUUCUGUUUUGGUCUUAGCAUUCCUUGGUCACAUCACUUAGACAAAGGACAAUACUGUGAAGUAAUACCUCAAACAUUACAAUCCUACACACAGGCCUAUUACAUUGAGUGUACAAAACAUUAAGAACACCUUCCUAAUAUUGAGUUGCAAUAUGGUUUCUGUCAAAACUCAUCUCACAAACAAUUUAUGAUUUUGUCUUUUUUUGUUUACAUGAAAACUUAAACAUCUCAGUGAUGUGUGUGUUUUAUCCUCUCUGUUAUGUGCGGUCCUCCGAGAUUGAUGUAGCUACUGAUAUUGUUUUAACCUUGUAUGGAUCAUAUCAUCUAAUCGUGUGUAUUAAUGAUCAAUUCAUAACAGAUAAGCAACAGAGAAUCGCUAACUCAUGGUUAUGUAACAGGGUAGGGGUCCAUUCCAUUUCAAUUCAGUCAAUUCAGGUUGGAAACUAAAAUUCCAAUUCCAUUUUUCAUCAUUGUAAAGCAAUGAGGAAAAAUGGAAUUGAAUUUUCAGUUGACAUCCUGAAUUGACUGAAUGGAAAUGGAAUGGACCCCAACUAUUCUGCAACAUUUCUGUAAUAGUUGAGACAGCCCUGUGGAUUCAGACUGAACCAAAGCACUUAUUGUGGAGAUAUAUGCUCCAAAGACAACCCAGAAAGCACUGUUGAGUUGCCCACUAUUGUGAUGUGAGGGACUUUGUCACGUUUUUUGUAAAAAAAUAAAAGCUUGUGUAUGUAUGUAUUUUCAGUGCUGUGGUUGUAUUGUACAAUCAAGUGUUCCUCCAAAGCAGAAGAUUGUCUUAACGUCUCAAAAGAGCACUGAUAUCUGUUGUAUUGUUUUCCUGUUGGCCUGUCAUUCAUUCAUUGUAUUCAAAAAAAAAUGUUGUUACAUCAAUCAUGGUUUGUCUGAGAUAUUCAAAAGGUUUAUUUGACUGAAAUAAUAAAGCCUGUUGCUAACCUCUUCUUUUGGUCUGGUUGAUCUUUCAGACAUGUGAUGGUUUAAACCACGUGUCAAACUCAUUCCACGGAGGGACGAGUUUCUGUUUGGCUCCUCGUACUUGAUUGAUGAAUUAAGGUCACUAAUUAGUAAACAACUCCCCUCAUUUGGUUGUCUAGGUCUUAAUUGAAAGGAAAAACCAAAAACACGCAGACACUAGGCCCUCCAUGGAAUGAGUUUGAACAUUGACCUCGUUUAAACAGUGACAGUAGUUCAGACUGAGAAAAGAAACCGGUAGUACUCAUAAUAGCUCCUAGAUGGCGAUAGAGGACAAAAAGCAGAGCUUUCCAUCAAUUCUGCUGAUUUCUUUUUCAAGUGUUCCCUCUGAGUAAUUAAUAUAAGCUUACUAUCAUGGCAUAAAAAAAGUGAUACCAAGCUUGUGUACUUAUAGCCGUGAAAAAAACAGCACAACAGCCUCAAAUGGUUAGCAUUGACCAGGAGGUUUAACUUGUUAAAUUUCCACAUUCAUCAAAACAACAGUGCAGAAGCUCAAUGCAUAAAUAAGAGAAUUCAUCACACAAUAUGUCACACAAUGAGUAAAAGGUUUAAAAUAAACCUUCCUUAGAGUUUGUGCUUACACUAAAAUGUUUUGGUUGUGACACAUGGAAUACUUUUUGAACACACUGAGUAUAAGCGCUAAUGAAUGAACAUCAAAGGCAUUGUACAACAUCCAAUCAAACAGGAUUUAAAAAGUACAACAGUUACAAACUCACAAACACUACAAGACAAAGUGAGAUGCCAAAAUGUACAGUUCUGUUUUCCAGAUACAUUUAAAUACAGUGGGGAGAACAAGUAUUUGAUACACUGCCGAUUUUGCAGGUUUUCCUACUUACAAAGCAUGUAGAGGUCUCUCAUUUUUAUCAUAGGUACACUUCAACUGUGAGAGAUGGAAUCUAAAACAAAAAUCCAGAAAAUCACAUUGUAUGAUUUUUAAGUAAUACAUUUGCAUUUUAUUGCAUGACAUAAGUAUUUGAUCACCUACCAACCAGUAAGAAUUCCGGCUCUCACAGACCUGUUAGUUUUUCUUUAAGAAGCCCUCCUGUUCUCCACUCAUUACCUGUAUUAACUGCACCUGUUUGAACUCGUUACCUGUAUAAAAGACACCUGUCCACAAACUCAAUCAAACAGACUCCAACCUCUCCACAAUGGCCAAGACCAGAGAGCUGUGUAAGGACAUCAGGGAUAAAAUUGUAGACCUGCACAAGGCUGGGAUGGGCUACAGGACAAUAAGCAAGCAGCUUGGUGAGAAGUUCAAGAUGACGGUCAAUCACCCUCGGUCUGGGGCUCCAUGCAAGAUCUCACCUCGUGGGGCAUCAAUGAUCAUGAGGAAGGUGAUGGAUCAGCCCAGAACUACACGGCAGGACCUGGUCAAUGACCUGAAGAGAGCUGGGACCACAGUCUCAAAGAAAACCAUUAGUAACACACUACGCCGUCAUGGAUUAAAAUCCUGCAGCGCACGCAAGGUCCCCCUGCUCAAGCCAGCGCAUGUCCAGGCCCGUCUGAAGUUUGCCAAUGACCAUCUGGAUGAUCCAGAGGAGGAAUGGGAGAAGGUCAUGUGGUCUGAUGAGACAAAAAUAGAGCUUUUUGGUCUAAACUCCACUCGCCGUGUUUGGAGGAAGAAGAAGGAUGAGUACAACCCCAAGAACACCAUCCCAACCAUGAAGCGUGGAGGUGGAAACAUCAUUCUUUGGGGAUGCUUUUCUGCAAAGGGGACAGGACGAACUGCACCGUAUUGAGGGGAGGAUGGAUGGGGCCAUGUAUCGCGAGAUCUUGGCCAACAACCUCCUUCCCUCAGUAAGAGCAUUGAAGAUGGGUCGUGGCUGGGUCUUCUAGCAUGACAACGACCCGAAACACACAGCCAGGGCAACUAAGGAGUGGCUCCGUAAGAAGCAUCUCAAGGUCCUGGAGUGGCCUAGCCAGUCUCCAGACCUGAACCCAAUAGAAAAUCUUUGGAGGGAGCUGAAAGUCCGUAUUGCCCAGCGACAGCCCCGAAACCUGAAGGAUCUGGAGAAGGUCUGUAUGGAGGUGUGGGCCAAAAUCCCUGCUGCAGUGUGUGCAAACCUGGUCAAGACCUACAGGAAACGUAUGAUCUCUGUAAUUGCAAACAAAGGUUUCUGUACCAAAUAUUAAGUUCUGCUUUUCUGAUGUAUCAAAUACUUAUGUCAUGCAAUAAAAUGCAAAUUCAUUACUUACAAAUCAUACAAAGUGAUUUUCUGGAUUUUUGUUUUAGAUUCCGUCUCUCACAGUUAAAGUGUACCUAUGACAAAAAUUACAGACCUCUACAUGCUUUGUAAAUAGAAAAACCUGCAAAAUCGGCAGUGUAUCAAAUACUUGUUCUCCCCACUGUAGAUAUUUUGAUAAUGUAGAAGCCUUUUUCAAGCUAUUGUUUAAGUUAUUCUACUAUAACUAACCAGGUUCUGUAUCAGGUUACAGAUAGGUGGGUGGUCAGCACUGUUGUUGUAGGUUAAUGUCACAUCUCGUUACACCUCCUCUAUGGCUGUUGAGUGGGUGUGGCGUUUCUUAACAGGAGAGUCUGGCUCAGACUCUAUAAAGACGUCGUCUUCCAUCGUUUCUUCAAUGGGCUUCAUCAUUUUGGAUGUCUUGGAGGCAGGAGAUUUUUCUGGAAAGAAGGACACAUCAGUUAGCGUGGGAAUAGAGGUGUGUGUGUGUGUUUUCAAUGUAACUGUGUGUGUUUCCAAGGUAACCAUCUUCAUAUGGUCACAGACAAACACACUAUAAAGGUGACACAAACGAGGUUGUCAUAGGUCACAAAUUCCACAAGCCUUCAUUCUGACUCAUAUGGCAAUCCUUUAAAAACAAAACAGAAUCACAACCACACAUUUGACAGAAUACACACAUAGGCUCACACAUAGGCCCCUAAUUUCACAUACUGUAUGUUUGUGUUGGAGACAGAGGGAAGACAGUGUGAAGUUAAAUCAGCAUGGUAAGAAAAAAAAAAGCAUUCUGAAUACUUUUCCUGACAUAUCAGUCAACUUUGCAAUUCAACCCCUACAUUUGAUAUGGAAAUUGCAACAUGAUAAUGUAAAAGCUAUUGGGAUUAAAGAGUAUCUUGUACGUCUAAAUACAUGUUCCAAUAGGAGCUGUACAGCAGCACUACUACUAUAGGAUGGAUGAUAUGAAUGAAUGCUGUCUUACUCUUAAACAGUGAACUUUUAAGAUGUUAAAACAACAAACCAGGUUACCGGGGAUCACUCGUUUUAGAACAGGCAACAUAGUGCAGAGCUGUAGGGUUAAAUAUUGAGGGUUGGGUUUGGGGGAAUUAACUAGCCUGAGUCCCAGAUCUGUUUGAACUGUCCAGCACAAACAGAUCUUGGACUCAGGCAUUAGGAAGGUGAAUUUCAGGGUGGGAGGGGGAGAAAAGAGAUAGUCUUACACCCCCUUCAGGGCAAGGUGUGAUCUGAGAGAGUGGGUUGAUUCACAGCUAGAGGUGGAGGUGGAGGAGGAGGGGGGGACAGGAGAAACAAUGUUAAAGAACAACUCUAACUAGAACACAACCCCUAGAAAACAAUGUUGUCAGAUAGGAGCUAAACCCCUAAUAAACCAGGAUUUAGUGUCUGUUAACAUCACACACCAGAGAGGAUAUGAGGGGUAAAUGACGAAGAUGGACUCAACUGAAAAUACCCAGAAUGCCUCAUGAUUUCAGUAAAUUUAGUGACUGUAUAACAGCUACUGUUGACCUGGCAAAGAUCCAUUGUGGAUCGAAACUUUGUCACUAUUAAAAGGUAGCAUUAGGAGAAUGAUUGUGUCAGUCUUUUUCAGACUCAAUAGCUAAUCAGGUUGUUUAAACACUGACAGAUGGGCCAAUAGUAUCACAGCUUGAUGGGAGGUGGUGAGACUUACGAUGUGAGGAGCCACUGGAGCCUCCACGGUGGAUCUGGUUCAGGAUGUCGUCGGUGUCACUGGUGCUGCCCAUGCUGUUCCUCAUCUGCAUCAUAGAGAGCUGGGAGCAGAGGCUGGGC